Molecule: messenger RNA, 1275 nt
Organism: Austrofundulus limnaeus
Lineage: Eukaryota; Metazoa; Chordata; Actinopteri; Cyprinodontiformes; Rivulidae
Product: transcriptional regulator Myc-B
Biological process (GO): regulation of DNA-templated transcription
Molecular function (GO): DNA-binding transcription factor activity; protein dimerization activity
Source: RefSeq, a predicted model, not a curated record
AGGUGGUCAUGAUGGCGCUGGUGUUCCCCGUGUCCGGCUCAGAUUACGACUUUGAUGCAGUCCAGCCCUACUUCCUGUCCGGCGAGGAGGAGGAGGAGUUCUACCCGCCUCCACGCAGCCAGCUCCUCCCAGGUCCAGGUGAGGACAUCUGGAAGAAGUUUGAGCUCCUGCCGACGCCCCCUUUGUCCCCCAGCCGGACCCCGCCUCAGUCUGAGACCUCGCUGUCCUCCGCGGACCACCUGGAGGCGGUUUGGGACCUCCUGGAUGAAGACCGUAGCUCCUCCUCCUCGUUCCUGCAGUCCUUCAUCAUCCAGGACUGCAUGUGGAGCAGCAGCUUCGCCGCCGCCACCAAACUGGAGCAGAUGGUGUCAGAGAGGCUGGCGAGUCUCCAGACCCACCGGGACUCCAGCGGGGUCUCGGACCUGGUCCCUGGUCCUCAGGUGAACACAGAGUACCUGCAGGACCUCCACGCGGCGGCGGUGGCCUGCGUCGACCCGUCUGCUGUGUUCCCGUACGUCACGCCGGCAGAGAGACCGGGACAGGAYGACGAGACGAUGGAGGCGGAGUCAGAGCUGUCUGUGACGUCCCCGCCCCUCAGCAGUGACUCAGAAGAGGAGGAGAUUGACGUGGUGACGGUGGACAGGCGGGGGACGUCCCGGCGGUCCGACGCCUCGCCUCUGAUACUCAAACGAGCUCACAUCAGCGUCCACCAGCACAACUAUGCCGCCCCGCGGCCUGCUGGGAAGCGGCUGAAGGCGGAGCUCCCGGCGAGGCGCUGCUGGAGCCCGCAGUCGGACGGCGAGGACGAGGACAAGCGGCGGACCCACAACGUCCUGGAGAGGCAGCGGCGGGACGAGCUGAGGAGGAGCUUCCUGUCUCUGAGGGACCAGGUCCCCRCCGUGGCCCACAACCUGAAGGCAGCCAAGGUGGUCAUCCUGAGGGAGGCGGCGGCCUUCGUCACGCAGGUCAGAGAGGAGGAGGAGAGGCUGCUGACGAUGAAGGACACGCUGACGAAGAGGAGCAGAGAGCUGAGACGAAGGCUGGAGCAGCUCAGGACUUGAUGCUAACCGUUAGCUUUUAUUUAUUUGUUUAUUUAUUUGUUUACACGUUUUAUUUAUAAGAAUGAUGUCAGAAUCUGAACAACCGUCUGGUUUCUCUCAGUCAAAACUUCUGGUGUUUCAGUUUCUUUUGAAAUUAUUUAUUUUAGUUUUAUUAAAAGAAUCUUCAGAGGAAGUAGCUGCAAACCUGUCAAAAUAAAAGCCCCUCCUGAUGUUA